GAGCGCGCACGCCGCGCCCCGCCCCCGUCCCCGCCGCCGCCGUCGCCGCCGCCCGAGAGCUGUUGCCGCCACAGGUGCCUGCCUGCAGAUGGUGUCCAUUGUCAGUGCUGUCCAACGUGUGCCAGGCUGAUCCAUGGUCACUUUCCGGGAUGGCAGCAAGGUGACUUCAGCUGAGGAUGACCCUGACUGAAAGGCUGCGUGAGAAGAUAUCUCAGGCCUUCUACAACCAUGGGCUGUUCUGUGCGUCCUACCCCAUCCCCAUCAUUCUCUUCACGGGGCUCUGCAUCUUAGCCUGCUGCUACCCACUGCUGAAACUCCCCUUGCCAGGAACAGGACCCGUGGAAUUCACCACUCCUGUGAAGGAUUACUCGCCCCCGCCUGUGGCCUCUGACCACAAGCCAGAAGAGCCUAAUGAGCAGCCAGAGUGGUACGUGGGUGCCCCGGUGGCUUAUAUCCAGCAGAUAUUUGUGAAGUCUUCAGUGUCCCCCUGGCACAAGAACCUCCUGGCAGUAGAUGUGUUCCGCUCACCUCUGUCCCGGGCAUUCCAGCUGGUGGAGGAGAUCCGGAACCAUGUGCUGAGAGACAGCUCUGGGACCAGGAGCCUGGAGGAGGUAUGCCUGCAGGUGACCGACCUGCUGCCAGGCCUCAGGAAGCUCCGGAACCUCCUCCCCGAGCAUGGAUGCCUGCUGCUGUCCCCUGGGAACUUCUGGCAGAAUGACCGGGAACACUUCCAUGCUGAUCCUGACAUCAUUGGAACCAUCCAUCAGCACGAACCUAAAACCCUGCAGACCUCAGCCACGCUCAAAGACUUGCUGUUUGGUGUCCCUGGAAAGUACAGCGGAGUGAGCCUUUACACCAGGAAGAGGCUGGUCUCGUACACCAUCACCCUGGUCUUCCAGCACUAUGAUGCCAAGUUUCUGGGCAGUCUGCGGGCCCGCCUGAUGCUCCUGCACCCCAGCCCCAACUGCAGCCUUCGGGCAGAGAGCCUGGUCCACGUGCACUUCAAGGAGGAGAUUGGCAUCGCUGAGCUCAUCCCCCUUGUGACCACCUACAUCAUCUUGUUUGCCUACAUCUACUUCUCCACGCGCAAGAUCGACAUGGUCAAGUCCAAGUGGGGGCUGGCUCUGGCCGCCGUGGUCACAGUGCUUAGCUCGCUGCUCAUGUCGGUGGGGCUCUGCACACUCUUCGGCCUGACGCCCACCCUCAACGGCGGUGAGAUUUUCCCCUACCUUGUGGUGGUCAUUGGGCUCGAGAACGUGUUGGUGCUCACCAAGUCAGUGGUCUCCACCCCAGUGGACCUCGAGGUGAAGCUGCGCAUCGCCCAAGGCCUAAGCAAUGAGAGCUGGUCCAUCAUGAAGAACAUGGCCACAGAGCUGGGCAUCAUUCUCAUUGGCUACUUUACCCUUGUGCCUGCCAUCCAGGAGUUCUGUCUUUUUGCUGUCGUGGGCCUGGUGUCUGACUUCUUCCUUCAGAUGCUGUUUUUCACCACUGUCCUGUCCAUUGACAUUCGCCGGAUGGAGCUAGCGGACCUGAACAAGCGACUGCCUCCUGAGGCCUGCCUGCCCCCAUCUAAGCCGGCGGGGCGGCCAGCACGCUUCGAGCGGCAGCUGGCUGUGCGGCCGUCCACACCCCACACCAUCACACUGCAACCGUCCUCCUUCCGAAACCUGCGGCUCCCCAAGAGGCUGCGUGUCGUCUACUUCCUGGCCCGAACCCGCCUGGCACAGCGCCUCAUCAUGGCUGGCACCGUUGUCUGGAUUGGCAUCCUGGUGUACACAGACCCAGCAGGGCUGCGCACAUACCUCACUGCGCAGGUGACAGAGCAGAGCCCUCUGGGCGAGAGCGCCCUGUCUUCCAUGCCUGUGCCUAGUGGUGUGCUGCCUGCCAGCCACCCGGACCCCGCCUUCUCCAUCUUCCCACCUGGCGCCUCUAAGUUACCCGAGAACCAGACAUUGCCAGGGGAGCUGCCCGAGCCUGGGGCUCCAGCUGAGGGCGUCCAUGACAGCCCAGCCCCAGAGGUAACCUGGGGGACUGAGGAUGAGGAACUUUGGAGGAAGUUGUCCUUCCGCCACUGGCCAACGCUCUUCAGCUACUACAACAUCACACUGGCCAAGAGGUACAUCAGCCUGCUGCCUGUUAUCCCAGUGACGCUCCGCCUGAACCCGAGGGAGGCCCUGGAGGGGCGGCACCCUCAGGACGGCCGCAGUGCCUGGCCCCCGCCGCGGCCUGGGCAGGGUGGGCUCUGGGAGGCUGGCCCUAAGGGGCCAGGCACGGCGCAGGCGCACAGAGACAUCACCCUGUACAAGGUGGCGGCACUCGGCUUGGCCUCAGGCAUCGUCCUCGUGCUGCUGCUGCUCUGCCUAUACCGCGUGCUCUGCCCUCGCAACUACGGGCAACCCGGCUCGGGGCCCGGGCGGCGGCGGCGUGGGGAGCUGCCCUGCGAUGACUACGGCUACGCGCCACCCGAGACAGAGAUUGUGCCCCUGGUGCUGCGCGGGCAUCUCAUGGACAUCGAGUGUCUGGCCAGUGACGGGAUGCUGCUGGUGAGCUGUUGCCUGGCAGGCCACGUGUGUGUGUGGGACGCGCAGACUGGAGACUGCCUCACUCGCAUCCCACACCCGGGCAGGCAGCGCCAGGACAGUGGUGUUGGCAGCGUGUUGGAGGCUCAGGAGAGCUGGGAACGGCUAUCGGACGGUGGGAAGGGUGGCCCAGAGGAGCCUGGGGACAGUCCUCCGCUACGGCAUCGUCCCCGGGGCCCUCCGCCAGCUUCCCUCUUCGGGGACCAGCCGGACCUCACCUGCUUGAUCGACACCAACUUCUCAGCGCAGCCACAGCUCCUAGAGCCCGCUCAGCCCGAGCCCCGGUACCGGGCGGGCUGCCGCCGUGCUCAGGCCUCCCCAGGCUAUGACUUCAGCCACCUGGUGCAGCGACUGUACCAGGAGGAGGGAAUGGCUCCCGUCCACACACCAGCCCUGCGCCCACCCUCGCCCGGGCCCACGCUGCCCCAGGCCCCUGAGGACGAGGGGGGCUUUCCUCCCGAGAAGGGCUCCCCUUCCCUCGCCUGGGCCCCCAGCGCAGAUGGCUCCAUCUGGAGCCUGGAGCUGCAGGGCAGCCUCAUCGUGGUGGGGCGGAGCAGUGGCCGCCUGGAGGUGGGCAGAGGGGACGUCUGUGCAGGGGGUUUGUGGGCCCUCCCAGCUCGCAGGUGCUCACAGCCUCUGGGCCUGCAGGUGUGGGACGCCAUCGAGGGCACUCUGCGCUGCAGCAGCGAGGAGGUCUCCUCGGGCAUCACGGCCCUCGUCUUCCUGGACAAAAGGAUUGUGGCUGCCCGGCUCAACGGUUCCCUUGAUUUCUUCUCCUUGGAGACUCACACUGCCCUCAGCCCCCUGCAGUUCCGAGGGGCCCCGGGGCGGGGCAGUUCUCCCACAUCCCCUAUGUACAGCAGCAGUGACGCAGUGGCUUGUCACCUGACCCACACAGUGCCCUGUGCACACCAGAAGCCCAUCACAGCCCUGAAGGCAGCUGCCGGGCGCCUCGUGACUGGGAGCCAGGACCACACACUGAGAGUGUACCGUCUGGAGGACUCAUGCUGCCUCUUCACCCUGCAAGGCCACUCAGGGGCCAUCACGACUGUGUACAUUGACCAGACCAUGGUGCUGGCCAGUGGAGGACAAGAUGGGGCCAUCUGCCUGUGGGAUGUGCUGACUGGCAGCCGGGUCAGCCACAUGUUCGCUCACCGUGGGGAUGUCACCUCCCUCACCUGUACCACCUCCUGCGUCAUCAGUAGUGGCCUAGAUGACCUCAUCAGCAUCUGGGACCGCAGCACAGGCAUCAGGCUCUACUCCAUUCAGCAGGACCUGGGCUGUGGUGCAAGCUUGGGUGUCAUCUCAGACAACCUGCUGGUGACCGGCGGCCAGGGCUGUGUUUCCUUUUGGGACCUAAACUACGGGGACCUGUUACAGACAGUCUACCUGGGGAAGAACAGCGAGGCCCAGCCGGCCCGCCAGAUCCUGGUGCUGGACAAUGCUGCCAUUGUCUGCAACUUUGGUAGCGAGCUCAGCCUAGUGUACGUGCCCUCUGUGCUGGAGAAGCUGGACUGAGGGUGGCCUCCCUGCCCGUCUGGCUGGGGUGCUCUGUGGGGCAAUGCGCUGGACCUGGACUGGGGGAAGAGCUGAAUCUCUGGGAAGCUGCCUCUGAACUGUCCUGUCCUGCCUCAUGACUGUAAUAUUAAACUUUUUUUAAAA
This is a messenger RNA of Physeter macrocephalus (sperm whale), 4241 nucleotides long. It is a transcript of the gene SCAP, whose product is annotated as SREBF chaperone. Gene Ontology annotation, molecular function: protein binding; sterol binding. NCBI's taxonomy places the organism in Eukaryota, Metazoa, Chordata, Mammalia, Artiodactyla, Physeteridae. Gene Ontology annotation, biological process: regulation of cholesterol biosynthetic process; SREBP signaling pathway. The transcript has 22 exons. The record is from RefSeq and is a predicted model, not a curated record. Gene Ontology annotation, cellular component: SREBP-SCAP complex; endoplasmic reticulum membrane; Golgi membrane. Bases 177 to 4097 code for a protein of 1306 amino acids.